GGCUUUCACAUCUCCACGGUGCCUGUCGUAUUCGGAGCGGGGCGCCGCGCCUGCAUCACUUGUGGUGAAUUGGUGAUGGACGGGACGCGAUCGAGACCGGCCGGAGUGGGGGUCGACGUCCGCCUGCCCAGAGAGUCUGAGCGGCGCCAGCCCGCUUCGGCUGAUGUGCGAUGCCGGCUGCAAGACGCAGGGACAGGGAAUAAUGUCCUCUCCGAUGAUAAUUACUGAGCUUAACAGAGACAUAUUCUGUUUAGUGUUUACAUUUACAUAAGUGGCUGCGAUCAUGGAGGUGAAGCUGGCGAUCAGCAGGAGAGUGGCGCUACUCAUGGCGGUCGAGGCUGCAGCGAUGCUACUGCCGCCGCCGGCGUUGUCCGCAGCGGCGAAGACGGCCGCCGCCGAGACUGUUCCACGCGCCUGCACCAGGAGGUGCGGCCACAUCAGCAUCCCGUACCCGUUCGGCAUCGAGCCCGGCUGCUACCUCACCGGCGGCUUCAACCUCACCUGCAACCGCUCCCACGUCCCGCCGCAGCUGUUCCUGGGCGACGGCACCGUGCAGGUGCUCGGCAUCUCCGUCCCCAACGCCACGGUGCGCAUCAACAGCAUCGUCGUCAAGUUUCCUGGCGGUGCUGGCGGCGGUGCCCGUGGCACGUGGGGAGGCGCUCUCGGCGACGGCGGGCCGUAUUACCUGGCGGAGAUGAGGAACAAGCUGGUCGCGAAUGGCUGCAACGUCCAGGUCCUCCUCACGGGCGAUCCCAACCAAACCGUCAGCGCCUGCUCGGCUUUCUGCAACGAGGAUCGGGACGGCGGAGCGGUCAUCUACGUCGCCGGCCACUGCUCCGGCGUCGGCUGCUGCCAGGCGGAGAUACUGGUGGGCCGCAGCUCCUACGGGUUCCAGACCAUCGGGAUGAUGAACGGAGAGGCGGAAUCCAAUGGCUGGGCGUGCGUGGUGGAGUCGGAGCUCGACGCUGACCCCAACCAGCUUGAAAUGGUGGAUCCGAGGGCGCUGCCCGCGGUGCUUGGCUGGAGGAUCAACCAGGGGACAUGCCAUGGCAACAAGUCCUCGCCGGCGUGCCGCAGCCGCCACAGCUUCUGCGAGAACAUCACCAACGAGUACGCGACCAUUGGCAAAGAGGAGGGCCAUCUCUGCCACUGCGCUCGGGGCUACGAAGGGAACCCUUACAUUCCUAACGGUUGCCAUGAUGUCGACGAAUGCAAGUCUCCAGGGGCAUGCUAUGGCGAUUGCAAGAACACACAAGGAGGGUAUCAGUGCCAGUGCCCUCCUGGCUUCGAGGGCAAUGCUUCCAUACCAAAUGGAUGUAAAGACAUUGACGAGUGUGCACAUAGAGAUACAUAUCCAUGCUACGGAAUUUGCAUAAACAUGCCUGGAACUUUCCACUGCCAAUGCAAGAGUGGAACUUCUGGGGACCCCUUGACUAAAGGAGGAUGCAUCGCAACCAAGAUCUUCCCAGUUCGGGCAAUCGGGCUAGGAGUUGGUGGUGGCAUAGGCCUUUUGCUUGUGGCCAUUGCUGCUCCUUUCAUAUUCCGUACAGUCCAGGAACAAAAGGUGAAAAAGAUGAAAGAAAGAUUUUUCAAGCAAAAUCAUGGGUUGCUACUCCAGCAGUUGAUAUCACAAAGAGUAGAUAUUGGUGGGAGGAUGAUUAUUACCUUAGCAGAGCUAGAGAAGGCUACAAACAAUUUUGAUGCAUCUCAUAAGGUAGGUGGUGGAGGGCAUGGUGUUGUGUACAAAGGACUUCUAGACCUACAAGUUGUGGCAAUCAAGAAAUCAAAGAUCAUAGUACAGAGAGAGAUUGAUGACUUUAUAAAUGAGGUUGCAAUUCUUUCUCAGAUCAACCACAGAAAUAUCGUCAAGCUUCUUGGUUGUUGUCUUGAGACAGAAGUCCCACUGUUAGUUUAUGAGUUCAUAUCAAAUGGUACUCUUGCCCAUCAUCUUCAUGUCGAAGGACCAAAGUCAUUAUCAUGGGAUGACCGAUUGAGGAUUGCUCUUGAAAUUUCUAGAGCUCUGGCCUACCUACAUUCAGCUGCUUCAACACCAAUACUUCAUAGAGAUAUCAAAUCAUCUAACAUACUUCUUGAUGAUAAUUUAACAGCAAAGGUAUCAGACUUUGGAGCUUCAAAGUAUAUCCAGAUCGAUCAAACUGGAGUGACUACGGUCGUCCAAGGAACCAUUGGCUACUUAGAUCCCAUGUAUUAUUAUACAUGCCGACUCACAGACAAGAGCGAUGUUUUUAGUUUCGGUGUUCUUCUUGUAGAAUUGCUUACUAGAAAGAAACCAUUUGUCUUUCGGACCAAUGAUGGUGGCAGUCUUGUUUCACACUUUGCAUCACUACUCGCUGAAGGUUGCCUGGCUGACAUAAUAGAUCCUCAAAUCAUUGAAGAGGAUGCUGAACAAGUUGAUGAAGUUGCCACACUAGCAGCAAAGUGUACAAAACUGAAUGGAGAAGAGCGGCCCACAAUGAGGGAAGUUGAGAUGACACUUGAAAACCUGAGUGUCGCAAGAAAGCAGGAAAAUUAUUACACAACUUCAAGGAGGAAAUACGAGAAGGAUCAAACUGCAGCUCAUUACAUGUCACUGGGAGGACUCGCUGCGGAAACGAGCAGACAGUACACCAUGGAAGAGGAAAUGUUGUUGUCUGCAAGUUAUCCACGAUGAGAUAUACUGUUACUAUUGCGGCCUGAACACCAACGCUGUUCAAUUAUAUUCAUUUCCCAUGCA
Molecule: messenger RNA, 2734 nt
Organism: Panicum hallii
Lineage: Eukaryota; Viridiplantae; Streptophyta; Magnoliopsida; Poales; Poaceae
Product: wall-associated receptor kinase 3-like
Exons: 4
Coding region: 284-2671 (795 amino acids)
Biological process (GO): cell surface receptor signaling pathway; protein phosphorylation
Cellular component (GO): plasma membrane
Molecular function (GO): polysaccharide binding; protein serine/threonine kinase activity; calcium ion binding
Source: RefSeq, a predicted model, not a curated record